AUAUCCUUUAAGAUCACCAUACUCAAAGAGUGUAUUUCACCUUAUGGAAUAAUCUGCUGCCUCUUUUCUUAUCUUUGGACCUCUGCAGAGACUGAAUGAGAAGACAGCUUUGCAGGCUAAGCUUCUGCCAAGAUGUUCCGUUUGCAGAAUCCACAGAUGCUGCGUAUGCUAGAGAGAUCCUUGAGGAAUAGUCUUCCUGAGUCCUUAAAGGUUUAUGGAACCGUCUUCCAUAUGAACCAGGGAAACCCAUUCAAUCUAAAGGUCCUGGUAGACAAGUGGCCUGAUUUUAAUACAGUGGUUGUCCGCCCUCAGGAGCAGGAGAUGACAGAUGACUUUGAUCACUACACCAACACCUACCUAAUCUAUUCGAAAGAUCUCAAGAACUGUCAAGAAUGUCUUGGCACAUCAGAUGUCAUCAAUUGGAAACAACAUUUGCAGAUCCAAAGUUCACAGCCCAGCCUGGAUGAGGUGAUACAAAGUCUUGUAGCUGCCAAAUUUGUCAGGGUCAAGAAAACACAGUGCCUUCUCUAUAUGAUGCCUAAGACAGCAAAGAAACUGGUUCCUUUCCUGCUGGAGACCAAGAACUUAUGUCCUGAAUCCGGCAGACCCAAGGCUAUUAACCAAGAGAUGUUUAAACUCUCAUCUCUGGAAAUCACCCAUGCUGCCUUGGUGAAUAAAUUCUGGCAUUUUGGUGGUAACGAGAGGAGCCAGAGAUUCAUCAAGCGCUGUAUCCAGACCUUCCCCACUGUCUGUCUGCUAGGGCCUGAAGGGACCCCUGUAUCCUGGGCCCUAAUGGACUACACUGGAGAGAUGCGGAUGGCAGCCACCCUGCCUGAGUACCGGGGCCAAGGCCUUAUCUCCUAUAUCAACUGUUUCCUGGCCCAGGUUCUGGAAAACCUUGGCUUCCCUGUGUACAUACAUACAGACAAAGCCAAUAAAAUUGUACAGAAAAUGAGUCACACUCUGCAUCAUGUCCUCAUGCCCUGUGACUGGAACCAGUGGAACUGUACACCUCUGUGAAACCAGCCCUGAAUCUGCAUGCUGCCCUAGUGCUCCUCCCGGAAACCCUGAAUCUCACAUAUGGAUUGCUGCCCGUGGACGAGUCUUGCCAGUUUUGCCAGGAGGUGACACUUAUAUCUCCUGGGUAGUAUAACUUUUCCCUCUCUUUUUCUAUGUCCUCUUUAUUUUAGUGGCCAAAGUGUGUCCUAUCUCUUCUGUAGGUAUUUUUAAGUGAUUCUUUCAUGGAUAGCCCUUUGAUCUCUAUUUAAUAACCAUACUAACAUAU
Molecule: messenger RNA, 1285 nt
Organism: Propithecus coquereli (Coquerel's sifaka)
Lineage: Eukaryota; Metazoa; Chordata; Mammalia; Primates; Indriidae
Product: glycine N-phenylacetyltransferase-like
Exons: 7
Coding region: 133-1020 (295 amino acids)
Cellular component (GO): mitochondrion
Molecular function (GO): glycine N-acyltransferase activity
Source: RefSeq, a predicted model, not a curated record